Molecule: messenger RNA, 2980 nt
Organism: Cloeon dipterum
Lineage: Eukaryota; Metazoa; Arthropoda; Insecta; Ephemeroptera; Baetidae
Product: MFS-type transporter SLC18B1-like
Exons: 9
Coding region: 136-1992 (618 amino acids)
Biological process (GO): transmembrane transport
Molecular function (GO): transmembrane transporter activity
Source: RefSeq, a predicted model, not a curated record
CGAGUGAGUGUUUUGCUGUCUCGGCGACUCGAAAUAGAGUCGCAAUUGCACACACAUGCACGGAGGCCGGUCGGCGGAGUGCAGGCAGAGUGCAUCGCGCGCAGUGCAGCCGAGUUAGUCGUCGCGAGUGCGAGCAUGGACCGAGCCGACGAGCACCACGUCAACAUCGCAGUGACCCUGAUGGCCUCAGACAAUGACGACGAUCACGACGACGACGACGACGACAACGAUGACGACGACCAGCAGGUCUUGGUUGACGGAAGCGGCGGCGCCAGGCGGAGCCGCUCCAUCAGCGUGAUCGACGCCGGAACGACAAGCCGUCGGCAGAAUGGAGGUGGCAAGCGCGUCUUCUUCCGGCCGAACGGGACGCCGCACGUGCGGAGCCACUCGGUGCCGGCGCCGUUACAUCGGCAGCAGCAUACGCGGCGGCAGCGGACGCCGCCGUCGGGCCGCAGGAUAAGCCAGCGCCUGCUGAGGACGCACCUGACGCCCAAGGCGCCCGGCUUCAGCAACUUCGACCGCAAGCAAAAGCUCGUGUUCGCCUCCCUCGCACUUGUGGACUUUGUCAGCUUCUGCUCCAUGUCCAUCAUGGCGCCGUUCUACCCAAAAGAGGCUUCAGCCAAAGGAGUGAACGCAACGGUAUCCGGCCUGGUUUUUAGCUUCUACGCUUUUGUGAUGUUCGUGUCUUCGCCGCUGUUUGGCAAAAUUCUUCCGCUGGUGGGCGCCAAGUUCAUGUUCAUGUCGGGUAUGUUCCUCGCCGGAGGCUGCAGUAUAAUUUUUGGACUGAUGGACAGGAUCAACGACAUGACCACUUUCGUCACGUACAGCUUCUUGCUGCGCGGCACCGAAGCCCUCGGCGCCGCAGCCUACUCCACCGCCAGCUACACUUUCGUCGCCGACAUCUUCCCGGACAACAUCGGAUCUGUCAUGGGCAUCUUAGAGACGUUUGUCGGGCUCGGAAUGAGUGUCGGACCGGCACUCGGAGGUGUCCUCUACUCGGUUGGUGGUUUUGGACUUCCCUUCUAUACUCUUGGAAUUGUGAUGGUCUUUUUCGUGCCUAUCAACAUUUAUCUCCUUCCGGCAGCUGAAGCGAAUGAACCACGUCAGAAAGCAGGCUCGAUUCUGGAAGUGCUGCGGGUGCCUUCGGUGGUUGUCAUCGGACUGGUUGUCAUCGUCUCGGCAGCAAACUGGGGCCUUCUCGACCCGACCCUUGAGCCACAUUUGCGUCAGUACAAUCUGACGCCGCAGCAAGUCGGCCUGGUUUUCCUGCUCUCGUCGGGUGUGUACGCUGCUGCGAGUCCGCUCUGGGGACUCCUGGCCUCCAAAAUUGGCUCGCACUGGUUCAUGAUGUGCUUCGGACUUGUGCUCUGCACAUUUGGACUUCUCACAAUCGGACCUUCGCCGCUGAUUCCAUUCCUUCCAGGCUCGCUGUGGCUGACUCUGGCGUCGCUGGCAAUCCUGGGCAUGGCGGCGGCGCUGACCCUGCUGCCGACAUACCAGGCGGUGCUGGACGCUGCGGUGGCGGGCGGCUGCUCGGACGACCUGCCGACGUACAGCAUCGUGGCCGGCGUGUGGUCGGGCAUGUACUCGCUGGGCGAGGUGAUCGGUCCGUCGCUGGGCGGCCUCGUGCUCGAGUGGUACGGCUUCCCCACGUGCGCCACCCUGAUGGCCGGGGUGACCUUCGCGGUGGCGCUGCUCGUGCUUGUCUUCUUCUCCGUGCACGGCCAGCCGGUCAAGCCCGUGAAGAAGGACAUUCUGGAGGAGGAGGACGAGGAGGAAGAAGAGGAGGACGAGGAGCGGCAGGCCAGCGAGGACAACGUGGCAGCCACCAACGAAGACAACGCGCUGCUGACUGAGCGGAUUUCGCAGUUCCAGCACAACGGCUACGGCAGCUUUGACAGCAACGGGGUGAUGGCGGCGCCGCCGGGCAUGGGGCCGUCCCAAAUCAUGAAGACGGUCGCGCUGACGGCGACCGGCGCCAUUGAGGUGUGAUGUCGAUUAAGUUCCGAUCGCGGUUGUGCAUCAGACAACAGGUUCAUCAAACAGUUUUAUUUUGCCAGGAUUUUCGUUAUUUACUUUUUCGUUCACCUGAUCAAUUGCGUGAGGAACUGGACACAUAACAUGUGAUAGCGGAAACGAGACGUUGCCCUGACAAAGAAGUGAGACUGUUGCUAACGCAGUGAUAGACCGUGAUUUGCACCCGAGUGGUUUCUGACAAGGUUUUUGUGCCGUCUGAAGAUUACAGAUUCUUGAGUUCUGAACGAAAUGGAAAUUAUUUGAAAAAGAAAAAAGCGACAAGUUUGCAAAUUUAAUUUAACUCUAAAUGUCUCCCUAGUUAAUAUUACAAAUAAUUUUUACGUUAGAAAAUUUCCAUUUCGUUUAAGGACUAAUUCUAAAUUUCGCAUUGUAUUCCCGACUAUAUCCGAUAAAUCAGGUUCCAAGAUUUUUAGCUCCAUUGACAUUAGGUUCAUAUUAACGUUUUUUAAUCAUCUCCAUCAUGAAUCCACUCCGUACGUUACCUUAUUAUGGGAUAAGAUAUUCUAGUUUGCUAAGCAUUGCGAUCAAAUGAUAAUGCCGCUGAGGAUAUUUUUGGCUUCUUCAAGGGACAAAGCGAAUUUGUGCCCAGUGAUAUUAAUAUCUUUUUGACUGAGAGCCAAUUUAAAUGAGUUGCACCAUUAAUUUGACUCCACUAUUAAAUAAUAAUUGGUGCCCGAGCCUUUGUUAUGACUUACUUAAGAUGUGAGAUCUAAACCACUGUAAUGAAUAUCAUCACAUUCUAAAAACGCUAAUCUGCCUUUUCUGGUGACUUAAUUUUCAUUAGAUCAGAUAAAUGUAUGCGCAGGACUCUGAUAGCGUAGCACAAAAUUGAAAACAGGUGGAUUGUGUUACAUUGCAUUUUUAAUUGUUCUCAAGCUGGAAAACUGUAUCCAUUUGUCCUUAAAAUAAUAAAGGAAUUUGAAGUGGUUCACAUUCAACUAAA